AUGCACAGUCUUUUGAAAGGGCCUACUGUCAAGAUCGCCCAUGCAAGCUUCGAAGAUGACACACCAACAGUCAUCUGCAAUGCCAUGCCAAAGGCAGUGGUGAAGCACUUCUCUCCCUUCUUGGACGACUGCUUCCCUCCAGCAGACAAGCUCCACGUAAGGCGAAAGGGCUGUGAUGGUGCAACACACGUUACCAUUUGCGGCGGUGUGAAAGCCGCUUUCAUUUACAUUUUCCAAUGGAUGCUCGCUUCGUGCAGAGGCACGGGUCUCCAACGAAUUGAGCGUCUUGAGUUUGCACAAUACGCCAGACUCCAUGAAGCCGCAACGCUUCUUGGGAUCCCGCGGAUUCAGCAAGAGAUGGCUACCCGCAUGGAUAAGAUGUCGAAGUCGCAGGUUCCCAUUAAAGACGUUAGGAUCAUUUACGAGAAUUUCCCCCGGGACGCCCUUGCCCGACAAAUAGUGAUACGUAGCAUCGGGGACGCCAUAUUUGAACGCCGCCUGCGUCGAUGGGACCUGUACAAGGACUUCAAGCUCGAGUGUAUCGAAUACGAUGACGACAUCUACAGCUACAUUGAGGGGAAGAAACGAGCAAUUAGAGAGGCUGAGAGGUUGGAGAAUAGGCGUCAAGAGAGGCGACGGAGAAAGAAAGAACGCAGCAAGGAAUACCAGCCCGUAGCCAGGGAGCCUCCUCAGGUCGUAAACAAGACGGUUCAAGGUGUUGUCACUCGAAAAGGCCGCGGUGCCCAGCCCACUUACGUUCGCAUCGGACUGGAAGAUUUUGGAGUUUCAAACCAGCAGUUUUCUCGUGGCGGAAAAGGAUACCCAUAG
Molecule: messenger RNA, 828 nt
Organism: Coccidioides posadasii C735 delta SOWgp
Lineage: Eukaryota; Fungi; Ascomycota; Eurotiomycetes; Onygenales; Onygenaceae
Source: RefSeq, a predicted model, not a curated record